This is a messenger RNA of Sander lucioperca (pikeperch), 2673 nucleotides long. RefSeq names its product membrane-bound transcription factor peptidase, site 2 (gene mbtps2). Gene Ontology annotation, molecular function: metalloendopeptidase activity; protein binding. Gene Ontology annotation, biological process: regulation of response to endoplasmic reticulum stress; membrane protein intracellular domain proteolysis. NCBI's taxonomy places the organism in Eukaryota, Metazoa, Chordata, Actinopteri, Perciformes, Percidae. The record is from RefSeq and is a predicted model, not a curated record. The transcript has 11 exons. Gene Ontology annotation, cellular component: membrane; cytoplasm. Bases 232 to 1725 code for a protein of 497 amino acids.
GAUCUUUAAAAAAAAGAAGAAGAAGCGCCACCCGGAAGUUUGUCGCACCGUGCUGAUGUUGUUGACGGUGCUUUUCAUCUCUCAUAACAAACCCUUCUUUCCUUCAUACUUGAUAUGGAAUGUUAACGUGUGUAUGUAGUGUUAAACAUGUGUGACUACGUGGUAAAGAGCAGGCGGACGGAGUGAUGGAGUGAAGCUUCACUGUGUCCGCGGAGAGUCCUCUGAUGCACCAUGAUCCCUGUGCCUCUGCUGGUGUGUGUGAUGGGAGUCUGGUGUGCUGUCUAUCUCGCCGACACACUGCUCAGGUCGUCCCUGACACAUCGGAUCAGCUACGAGUCAUGGUUGGCGAGUCGAGGGCUGAUGUUGUCUCCUUUCCAUCUGAGAUGGCAGACCACCAUGUUCAACCGUCUGUUUGCGUACUGCGCCCGCAUCAACCCCCGAGCCCAAUACCUGUGGUUCAACAGCGGCCUGGUGUUUGGUGUAGUCGCCAUGGUCGGCUCAGUGGUGCUGCUGACGCAGACGCUGCAGCAGACGCUCGCUCAGAUGACCACGGACAACCCCCGGAUGGGAAGUCAGCAGGCCCUGCAGGUGGUGGUCCCUGGUGUCAAUCUGCCCACCAGUCAGUUGGCCUACUUCUUCAUGGCCCUGCUGCUCAGCGGAGUUAUACAUGAGCUGGGCCACGCUGUGGCAGCAUUGAGGGAGCAAGUCCGAGUAAACGGUUUCGGCAUCUUUGUGUUUGUGGUGUAUCCCGGUGCAUUUGUGGACCUCUUCACCACACACCUCAACAUCAUAUCCCCCACUCAGCAGCUCCGCAUCUUCUGUGCCGGAGUGUGGCACAACUUUGUUCUGUGUGUGGCAGCAUUAGCCUUCCUCUUCCUGUUGCCCCUCUUUCUGUUUCCCAUGUACUCCACCGGUGGCGGGGCGCUGGUCACCGAGGUUGUGCAGGGCUCUGCGGCUGACGGUCCCAGGGGUCUGUCAGUCGGGGACAUAGUGAGCGGGCUGGAGGACUGUCCGGUCAGGGGAGUGGAUGACUGGAGCAGCUGCUUGUCUCGCAUUUCUCUCACCCCACAGACUGGAUACUGUGUCCCCAGCGCCAGCCUGCAGCCCAGCUGGGCCCACGGGCGAGCUUUCAAGCGCUUGGAUGGAACGAUGGACUGCUGCAGCAACAACAGCCUGACAGACCUCUGUUUCUCUUACAUGAAACCACAGGGCAAGAACAGCAGAGAGUACGCCUGCAUGCCGGUGCGUAAGAUGGUGACGGGGACACGAGUGUGUCGUACCAACGGCGACUGCGCCGCACACUCCCACGCCGCCAGCAUAUGCGUCACUCCGUCUCUGGAGAACCAGACCCGCUUCAUCCGUGUCACACACCCGCCCAACACACACAUGCUGUUUGUGGGCUAUCCGCCGCACCUUCAGUACGCUGUGAGUCUGACCAACUUUUUGCCCCGCUUUGGUUUCCUCCACCUGGAUCUUCCUGUUUUCUUGGAGACCUUCUGCAAAUAUGUGGUGUCUCUCUCUGGUGCGUUAGCAGUAGUAAACUCCGUGCCGUGCUUCGCGCUCGACGGUCAGUGGAUGCUGAACGCCCUGCUGGAGGCCACGCUGGUAACCGUGGUAACGGACCGUCAAAAGCGCGAGCUGAUCGGUUUCUUCCUGCUGCUUGCGGGCAGCGCCCUGCUGGCAGCCAACGUGGCACUGGGCCUGUGGAUGGUCACGGCGCGGUAGCCACAGCGGUGAGCUUCCCUGGCAAGACAAAGAACCAAAUGAAUAAAUCCCCGCGUGGACCGAGAGUUGUUCUCUCAGGUUGUGUUUGACACGUGUGGACCAUUAAAACUGUGAACAUACAGGGAACAGACUGCAUUAGCCAGCAGUGCUGUCCAAUUUCAGGAGACUGUUGAGCAUUAUUCUGCCUUUAAGGCUUUACUGGACCACCAGGGAAAACAAUAACACCUUUUUCCACCGUGUUGCCGCAUACUUAAAAAAAGCACAUGUACAAAUAAAUGAUGCACUUGCCGUAAAGCACUGUCCUAUGUGACUGUUUACAAAGACUGCACAAUCUUUCCGAUUGUUAAUAUCUGUGUGAAGUUUAAGAGAAAAACCGUCUUGGGUUUUUCAAGGGCUUGAUUCCAAAACGCCAUAUGUUCCUGUUGACACACUGUUUGACUCAAUCUCAAUGUGCUGCAGAGAGGUGCCCAAUGCCCAUGGAAGUUAAGUUGAUCAGAGAAGAUAAGAUUAAAAAAAAAUAGAAGAAGUUUAAAACGCCUUCCAUUUAUUGGCAAAUGCAUGGCAAUACCUUGAAUUUCUACUACAUAUCACUGGUGGAAUAAAUGUACUAGCUAAUAUUCAUGUGACAGUGUAUUUCAAUGGAACUCGGCUCAUCACAAGUGUGUACAUGAAUUAAUGAAUGAGGAUGAUGACUACUACAACAUUUUGUAACAUUCAACAAAUGUUUAAAGGCUUGUAUCCCAUUUGCUCUGAAACCCAUUUGCUCUGUUAAGUGUCUUUCUUUUCCUCGGCCACUGUAGUGGGGAAAAUGAAUUUGUCCGUGAACCUUAUCCCUCUUUUUUUCUCAAAGUUUGUUUCACUUUUACUCUCUUGGCUGCUCACCGUCUGCCAUCCGGUUGUGAAAGUUGAUUUAUUAAACUUGUGGAAUAAAAGACUGCUUUUAUUUAA